Messenger RNA from Saprolegnia diclina VS20, 2415 nucleotides. RefSeq lists its product as hypothetical. Bases 42 to 2333 code for a protein of 763 amino acids. The record is from RefSeq and is a predicted model, not a curated record. The transcript has a single exon. NCBI's taxonomy places the organism in Eukaryota, Oomycota, Saprolegniomycetes, Saprolegniales, Saprolegniaceae.
CAACGAACCAAUCAGGUAGCGGUGCUCUAUUUCCAUUUGGGAUGGCCACACGGGUCCGGCUGCGCCCGGCCGCGCCCACCGACGUCUCGCGCUACGAGGACGUGCUGGCGCGCGUCCGCCUCCGCGUCUCGAACGCGCUGCCACGCGUCUUCCUCUUCUCGGCGCCGAUCGAUCCGUGCUUGGAACUCCCGGCGAACGACCUGUCUGCCGUCGACGCAGCGUCGGCGACCGUCGUGCCAGGCCAGCAUGUGCGCAUUGGUAACCCGGCGUGGGACGCCGAGGUGCACGCCCACGUGCGCAAGACGAUCCGAACGACGUUCGCGCCCUCGAGCCCGUUCACGAUCGCGCUUGCCUACUACGCGACGAGCCUCCGCCGCUGGCCGCGCCCACGUGGCGCCUUUGGGACGCUCUGCAUCGAGCUGCCUCUGUUUCCAGAAACGACCGCCGCACGCUGCGCCAUUUGGCUCGCGGGCACAAACCUCCCGAUCGAAAUCGGCGCGUCGCCGGUCCUCGUGUACGACCUCGUCUUGGACGGCCCAGAUGUGCGCAACGUCGAGGCCAUCGCAGGCGUCCGUGCGUUGGCCUCUCGCCCGUCGCCAACGCAGUUCAACUUUUACAAGGUGCUGACCAACCCGGAUGUCGACCGCGACGAGCUGCACCCGCGCGACGCCGCCAUCACGUCCGUUCUCCUGACGUCGACCAUGUACGACGUGCUCUUGGCCAACCUCGAGUGGUCGCGGUCCAAAAACUACCCGACAGUGACUUCAUGGUGCGUCGCCUCGGACAGCGCCGACGUGCCCGACGCGAUCUUGUCGGCGCCGCAGGCGUGCGUGCUGCAAGGCCGCAUCCAAGCGACCGCCGGGCGCAGUGCGUGCGGCCUUGUGUUCUGGGCCAAGAGCCACCGCGCAUACGUAGCACCGCUCUCCGCACUUGGCGAUGUUAUUCGAAGCGGCGGUACCGCCUUUGGCCAAACCAGUGUCGACGGGCUACUCGAGAUGGUCUUGCCGCGCUUUCAAGAUCCGCGCGAGAUGACGCAAGACAGCUUUGGCCGCAGCGUCACGUCGUUCUACACCGCGCUGAGCGACGGCCAGCACCUUGAGUGGAUCGAGCGCUUUCUCUGCGACGUGUACGACGCGCCAGUGCGCAACGAAGAGCUGACGGCGAUGUGUCAUCUCUUGGCGCGCGACAUUGCUACCUUUGGCUGGUCGAUCAUGGGCCCAAUGCUCUCUCGGCUACUCGAGCGCUGGACAACGUCGCCGACGAAUUGGCGCCUUGCGUGCAGCUACCGCCUCGUCGCAAACCUCGCGGGCGUCUCGAACGACCCGGUGCAUAUGAAUAUGGACGCACCGAGCUUCCACGAGUGGGUCGUCGACGCGUACACAGACCUCGCCGCCGCCGCCCAAAGCGCCAUUGCACAAGGCGAUCUGAAGAGCGACGCUGCGGCCGCACGCUGCGUCUUGACGCACAGCUUUCAGCUCCACGCGUUCGUCACGCACCUCGAGGUGACCCACCGAUGGUUCUUUGGCUCAGCGCCUCCCGACAUUGUGCAUGCGAUUGCGUCCUUCCGUGGGCCGACAUUUGACCUCGAAGCAAUCGUGUCGGAGCUCUCGGAGCUGACGCUUUUGGCGCCGACGCUGCUCGCCGUGUAUCGCCAAGGCUUUCACUUGCCCGCGGCCGAAUGGAUCGAGACGGUGCUGCGCGCGUACGCGCACCGCGUCCUGCACGUUCUGGGAUACGAUCUGAGCGUCGACGUGCGCGCCAGUAUCCUCGGCGUCGCUGCGAUCGCAGGUCUCUUCGACUCGGCUCUCGAUCUCAUGGCGAGCGAGCGACUUCUGUACGUGGUGCCUUCCGUGCUUUUGUUUCUUCAGUCCCUUCCCACGCCAGCGCCACCCGAUGUCCUGGCUCCGUGCUCCAGUUUGCUGCUUGCGCUGGCGUCCGACGUUGACCGCGCGCGUCGGCCUGCCAGAGACGACGAUACGGUCCGUGACUACUACGCCGCAACGCUGGACGAUGCAAUGGACGCUCCGAUCGACGUCACGUUGUGGCUGGACGCCUUUGCGUUUUUCGUUAUGUUUGACCCGACAAACUUGCUGCGGUUUGGCACGGCGUGGGUCGCAAGUGGGCUGCAGCUCGAGCACACGCUUGUCUUGGACGUCGUCGUCCGCUUCUAUGACCGGUUUCCUCACGAGAUGGAGGGGUUCCUCGCGCUCGCAACGACGACGCUUCAUGCGUUGCCCGACGUUGCUGACGACGAUAGGGCCCGUCGGCAACGGCUGCAAGAGCUCCUCGAUGCAGCUGAAAUCUCAGCGCGCAAGCGUGCACGCGUCGAGUAGCGCUAUGAGACUGUAAAAUGCAUGAAAUAGAGUUUUCGAAUCGGCGUAACCCGAGAACAAAUGUACGGAAAUGUCAAUCAAC